UUCAAUUCUCCAGAUUCACUCCCAAAAAAGAAGUUUUAUAAAGCAAAUAUAUCUCUGUCUCUCUAUUUUCGCAUCUGGACCGUUCUCGGUUUAACACAGCUCGCCGGUUUGACGUGCGCCGCCUGAGAUGUCGCCGGCGGUUUCAAGUGUGAUAAGAAUCUCACGGUAUAGGGAAGUUCAGUGGUGAUAGAAGUUAAUCAAAUCAGACGGCUCCGGUAUUUAUCUGGUGGGGCCCAAGGAGAAAAAAAUCUAAAAAAAGGAAGGGGGAAAAAUGGAGAGCCAAAAGAGUCAGGGGAAGCUAACGCGAACACAGUCAUCGUUGCUCCGUUCAUCGCCUACCGUCCGGUCGUCAAUCCAUAGUAUGUCAUCCAUCACCGAAAGUGACUUUAGCAAAGACCAAGAAGAAAACCAGCAGCGAGAGUUGUUACUGAAAGAUGAGAAAAAAACGAAACCGCCCCCAAAGAGAACAGGUUCGAUGUCACCGAGGAUUAUACCGGUCCGGUUCACCCCGGUUUUCGCCAUGGCUUCCAUCUCUUUCUUCACUCUCUUCUCUUUUAUCUUCUUCUUUGGGUUUUAUCUUAAAAGAGAAGAAAUCCCCACAUCGGAAAACCUCUUGUUAGCCUUAAUCUUCGUCGCUAUAACCCUUUUUUUUGCUUCGAAAAACAGAGCUUUAAUCAACCAAGGCAUUGUUUGUUUCAAAUCAAGAUUCUACUUCUCCAAACCUAAUUCGAAGCCCGUCGAAUGGUUCAUUGGAGAGACCCAAUGUAAUAAAAACAACAUCAACAAAGAAAAAGAAAGGCUUCUUCCGACCGUAAGAGAAGGAGUGGAGUUUUACAGCAAUGGAGAUUUUUAUGAAGGUGAAUUCCAUAAGGGGAAGUGUAAUGGGAGUGGGGUUUAUAACUAUUUUGUGAAUGGGAGAUAUGAAGGGGAUUGGGUUGAAGGGAGAUAUGAUGGGUAUGGAGUAGAGAGUUGGAGCAGAGGGAGUAGAUAUAGAGGGCAAUAUAGAGAGGGUUUAAGACAUGGAUUUGGGGUUUAUAGGUUUUAUACAGGGGAUUCUUAUGCUGGUGAAUGGUGUAAUGGGCAAAGUCAUGGUGUUGGUAUUCAAACUUGUGCUGAUGGGAGUUGCUAUGUUGGGGAGUUCAAGUCUGGGGUUAAACAUGGGCUUGGCUACUACCAUUUCAGGAACGGAGAUAAAUAUGCCGGAGAUUAUUUUGGAGACAAAAUGCAUGGAUUUGGCGUUUAUCACUUCGCUAACGGGCACUGUUACGAAGGAUCAUGGCACGAAGGUCGUAAACAAGGCUAUGGAAUGUAUACUUUCCGGAGUGGUGAUACCAGAUGCGGCGAGUGGGAUUCCGGCACCCUUAAAACACCUUUACCCCAACUAACCGAUGCAGUCCUUCGAGCAGUUGAGGCUGCUAGAAGAACAGCUGUGAACGCUGUUCAUCUUCGCCGGGUCGAUGAUCAAGUAAAAAAGGCCGUUUUGGCCGCAAAUAGAGCUGCAACGGCAGCUAGGGUUGCCGCAGUAAGAGCGGUUCAGAACCAGAUGGAUGCCAAAUUUUGUGAUAUAGACGUAUAAGACAAUAGCUUUGCUGGAAAUUGUAGAUGUUUUCUAUGUAGUUUGAAGAGGUAACCCUGGUGAGCAAAAAAAAAAAAGAAGCUCAUUGGAGGUUUGAGAGAUUUGUGUUGAAGGGUUUUUCAUUGAUCACAAAAUGUAACUUGUAUAUACUCUUUGUAUAUCAAUGGAAAAUCAGAUUUCAACUUA
Messenger RNA from Gossypium raimondii (Peruvian cotton), 1762 nucleotides. RefSeq lists its product as uncharacterized. The transcript is spliced from 3 exons. Lineage: Eukaryota; Viridiplantae; Streptophyta; Magnoliopsida; Malvales; Malvaceae. The record is from RefSeq and is a predicted model, not a curated record. The coding region runs from base 272 to 1576 and encodes 434 amino acids.